AUGACGACAACUUGCAACAACGUCGCUGAACCUCUUUAUCUGCCAUUUGCGUACAACAAUGUCAGUUCGAACGUGCUUGCUGCAUCGUCACCGGGUGUGGAACUCUUCGUCGGCACUCCAGGGCGAAAGUAUUCGCUAUGGCCGUCAAUGAGUGAUUAUAUGUUGCUCGCGAACUCGGGCCACUGCUCAUCCCCCGACCUCUCGUGUCUGGCCGUCACUGGCGGGACAUAUGAUCCAGACCUGUCAAACACGGAGUCCCUUUCGGUGGCAGCCUCCUGGAAUGGCACUAUUGGCGACAAUGACCCUUCGUUCUACUUAUUUUACAAUGAUGUUCUCAGUUUCGAGGGCAGCGGCCGAGACAACGACACCGUUGUUUAUGGUUUUCCUUUCGUGACUGAUGAUGGUACAGAGUGGGCUUAUUCAGGCGAGCUCGGUCUUGGGCCGAACUCAACUUUCCUUCAGGCUGCUGUCGAUAGUGGCUCCGCCCCGUCGCUGUCAUGGGGUCUUUGGGUUGGACGCCACGCCAUCCCAAACCCGCAAGAUGGGCUUCUAGUAGUCGGUGGCUAUGACAAUGCUCGAGUUGCCAACGACUUCUCUACCUUUCCCAGCCGUACCGAUUGCUCCACAUGCCUACAGAUACAGAAUUUGGCCUGGGUCACUGAGGCUGGGACCAUCCCAUUGAUGAACGAUACUACGAAUAACUUUCAAGUCUUUUUGAAUCCGUUCUCUGAAGUGGUGCAAAUUCCUACGGCCUCAUGGGAAGCUUUCGGCACCGCCACCAAUGGCGUCUACGACGAAGUCUUAGGCAGGUACACCUAUCCUCCGGCUGGCGUCCCGGCGGGAAAUCUCACUUUCACAAUCAAGGAUGGUUACACUACAUCGAUACCUGCAAGCGAGCUGUUUGGGUAUCGGCUUGAGUACGAUGAUAAUGGACAACUCCAGAUCGAGAACGAUACCUACCAGGUUGCCUGGGUCAAUCCUUACACUAACUCAGAUGCCAAUGAAGCCAAGUACCUCUACACAUGGGGUGGGCCUUUCCUCACAAUGAACUACCUUGUGCUGGACAUUGAAGGGCAGCAGUUCCGCCUCUCCGAAGCCAUUCGUCAAGAUUUCGGUAGUGAGGGAGGAGUUUUCCCGGUCAAGCUGUGCGAAGGUACACCCCCUCCGGUCCCCAUCGAUGAUGGAGUCAAUAUCGGUGCCAUUGUGGGAGGCGUUGUAGGAGGAGUUGCUGGCAUUCUCAUCAUACUCUUGGCGGCUUUCUUCUUCUACAGGCGACGGAAGAGAUCGCGCUGCACAAGCAAUCAACGGGCCGCAACCGCGUCCGAACCGACAUCCUAUGACCCUCAAGGUGCGGCUAUGGGCUAUAACCCGGUUCCAAUGACCCAUCCCCACGGCAUGGCAAUGUAUCCAGGACAACCUGGCACCGGAUAUCCAGGCAUGGGUCAAGUGAACCACAUCAAUCCCUAUACACAAGGGCAUGCAAGCUACUAUUCAGAUACGACUACAACAGCUGUUCAGGAAAUGCCCUCACCCGAGAACAAUCCAUCCGAGUGGAAAGGCUCCCAGGUCAGCAGCGAUGUGAAUGCAUCGAAAUCUCUGUCAGCCACCCUCACGUCCCCGAUCGAGGUGCCAGAGAGACGUGACUAGACAGUGGCUGGAAUAUCGCAAGCCCUUGUCUUUCGGCUUGCUUCAAUGUGUUGGAUUACAUGGACGCCACCGCUUCGAUCAAAUUGUAUCGGGGCCCCCACGACACAUCCU
Messenger RNA from Exophiala xenobiotica, 1758 nucleotides. RefSeq lists its product as uncharacterized. The record is from RefSeq and is a predicted model, not a curated record. NCBI's taxonomy places the organism in Eukaryota, Fungi, Ascomycota, Eurotiomycetes, Chaetothyriales, Herpotrichiellaceae. The transcript is spliced from 3 exons. Bases 1 to 1647 code for a protein of 548 amino acids.